CUUGUUAGAUACAUAUAAUCCUUGGAUUGUACUCAAAACCAUUAAUUAUUGCAUUCUUUUUUCUCUUUCUUUUUUAAUGUACACAGAAAAGGACUAGCUCAAUUGUUCUGCAUCACAAGAAUAUUAUUUUAACCCGUCGUCUCCGCACAAUUAAGGCAACCAAAAAAACAAAAUUCCUCAAACACUUGGCUUUUCUUCAACUGUCAUUUUCUCAGUAACCAAACACACAAAAUCUCACUCUUUUUUCCUUUCUAACCCUUUUUCUUUGUUUCAUUUUCAGUUCAUACCCACAUGAAGAAAAGUUAGGUUUAGGUUAAAGAAAACCAAGCUUAAAAAUGUCUGAAAAGCAAUCUUUGAAUCAGAUUCCUGACCUCUCACUUCACAUAAGCCUUCCAAACAGUGCUCCAUCUUCUACAAAUAAUGAAGGUGAUGACGAUUCAACUCGGCGCAAAGAUUUCGAUUAUCAAGAUAGCUUGAAAUCCGAUGACUCAGUAAAAAACUGUGUUAGAGUAGUACCGAACGAAGCUGCAAGAAAUAAUCUUCUUUUACAUGGGAUCUCAGUUGUUGAUGCCAUCAAAGGAAUCCCAGUUUAUAAUUCUUCAGAAAUAAUGGACCCAAGAUUUUGCUUCAAUCAAAUGCCCUAUUAUUCAUCUUCCUCGAUUCCGGGUUUUCGAACCGGAAUGAAUUCGUAUAAUCAGUAUCAACAUCAUCAUGAAUAUGGAAGUGGACUAAUGAGAUCAAGAUUCAUGCCGAAGUUGCAGAGCAAGAGGAACAUGAGAGCGCCGAGAAUGCGGUGGACGAGCUCUCUUCAUGCUCGUUUUGUUCAUUCUGUGGAGCUUCUUGGCGGCCAUGAAAGAGCAACGCCAAAGUCUGUGUUAGAGCUCAUGGAUGUCAAAGAUCUAACGCUUGCACAUGUCAAGAGCCAUUUACAGAUGUACAGAACUGUUAAGAGCACUGACAAACCUGCUGCUUCAUCAGAUGGAUCUGGUGAUGAAGAUUUCUUGUCUGCAACAAAUUCUAACCAUUUACUCAUAAAUUCAGCACAAACUUCAAGUUUGUGUCUUGAAAAUGAUGAUAAUAUCAAUAUCAAUGGCUUCACUUCCUCACCUGUUUGGAGCAAUUCUUCUAGCAGAGGAAGAUGGUUACAUGGUAGUUCAAGGGAUCAUCUGGAUGAGUAUACAUUGCCAAAUCAAACCCUAUCAUCUCAACAAGCAUAUGACAAUCAUUUUGAGGUUGUGCAGGAAAAUAAUUUAGGCCGGUCAAAAAUAUCAAGAGUUUCUAAUACUAUAGAACUCGAGACACCAAGCUUGGAGAUCUCCUUAGGAAGAAGCAAUUGGCCGGGGAAAGAACAUAAUUGAAUAUAAUAUAUCGAAAUACGAGUUCGUAUAGUUCAAAUAUUGUUCGAGUUGUCUUCGGAAUUGUAAGAUUUUGAAUUCGAGUUAGACAAAGCCGAUUACUACAAAAAAAAAAAAGAAAAAAAACAUAUGCCAAAAUAGAGUAGGUAUUAUCGUUGUAUUUUCUUGUUUUUGUCCUUUUUUUUUUCAUGCCAAUACUGGCAACAAGAAAUGCAAAUAUACGAGUGUUUUUAAGUGAAAAAAGUUUUAUUGAGUAA
Mercurialis annua (annual mercury) is the source of this 1612-nucleotide messenger RNA. RefSeq names its product transcription repressor KAN1-like. The record is from RefSeq and is a predicted model, not a curated record. Bases 336 to 1358 code for a protein of 340 amino acids. Gene Ontology annotation, molecular function: transcription cis-regulatory region binding. NCBI's taxonomy places the organism in Eukaryota, Viridiplantae, Streptophyta, Magnoliopsida, Malpighiales, Euphorbiaceae. Gene Ontology annotation, biological process: regulation of DNA-templated transcription; abaxial cell fate specification. Gene Ontology annotation, cellular component: nucleus. The transcript is spliced from 6 exons.